AUGACACAAGAAAAUCAAACAAUAUUCAAAAAGCAAUUAUUCCUAUUUACCCCUCAUCAAUAUGAAAAUUCAGAAUAAGGGUUACUUUAUACAGUUGCGGUUAGAGUUCCAAUUAUCUUGAUAGAUGUUAUAUUGGAAAAUUGUAUAAAGACCUUUUCAAAGUAUACCAAAAAAUAUUAGUUAAUUUUAAGAAAUUAAUUUCUUAGAAGUUCAACUUUAUUUAAAAAGGCAAUCCUGUAGUUUAAACUUUAAAUAAAAGUAUUAAAUCUUUAAUAAUU
Paramecium tetraurelia is the source of this 278-nucleotide messenger RNA. RefSeq lists its product as uncharacterized. The record is from RefSeq and is a predicted model, not a curated record. The annotation marks the transcript as partial. Lineage: Eukaryota; Ciliophora; Oligohymenophorea; Peniculida; Parameciidae. The transcript is spliced from 2 exons.